This is a messenger RNA of Rhodofomes roseus, 2898 nucleotides long. Its product is annotated as p115 like vesicle tethering protein. Gene Ontology annotation, cellular component: Golgi membrane; Golgi stack; ER to Golgi transport vesicle membrane. NCBI's taxonomy places the organism in Eukaryota, Fungi, Basidiomycota, Agaricomycetes, Polyporales, Fomitopsidaceae. The record is from RefSeq and is a predicted model, not a curated record. The transcript is spliced from 13 exons. The coding region runs from base 203 to 2701 and encodes 832 amino acids. Gene Ontology annotation, biological process: intracellular protein transport; endoplasmic reticulum to Golgi vesicle-mediated transport; vesicle fusion with Golgi apparatus.
UGAAACAUCACUCUAGUUUCAUACAGAACGCUACUGCGUGGUCGGCGUGUUCGUCGGUUCUACUCUCCGUCUCUACCGCCUGCACUUGGUCUGUGAGAUAUCCUUCAGAGAUAGUUGUGCGAGCAUAGUGUGGGACCGCAUUGGAUAUUAAGGACGCGCCAGGGCUACUGUGCUACGGAACGGAAGAAAUCCUGUGUCCAGAAUGGAAUUCAUCAACCAAACCUACUUUGCACUACGAGGGCCGCAGGGUGCCCCGCAGUCAGCACCAGAAACCAUAGCUCGUUUGGCCGACCGACUCUCACCCUCCACCCUUCUCGCCGACCGUCGUGCGGCUGUUCUCUCGCUCAAGGGUCUCUCGCGCGACCAUAGAGCGGAUGUCGGCAAAUACACGCUUUCCGGCCUCAUAGAUGUGCUCCUGAACGACGCCGAGAUUGAUGCGGACAUAGGAAAGGCCGUUCUCGAGACAUUGAACGUCUUGUGCGAAGCCGACGACACCGCUAGCCCGCACGCACGCGAGCUGGGCUUCCGGCAUACAGAUCAAGUCUUGAAGGACGAGAAGGUCGCCCACAAGCUCUUCGCGCUCCUAGCGGACCAUUCAUUCUACCUUCGCGUGUCCAUCCUUCAAUUCCUGUCGACUCUGUUGCAGAACCGACGUCAGGUCGUCCAGGGAUAUUUCUUGAAAGCUCCCGUGGGCCCGACCAGCUUUGUCGCCGUUCUCGAAGAGAAGCGAGAGAUUAUCCGACAUGAGGCCAUCUUCGACAUACAAUCACUCAUCUCGCAGAGUCCCGAGAUCCAGAAGAUACUCGCGUUCGAGGGCGCGUUCGAGCGACUGUUCACGAUCGUGACAUCCGAGGGCGGCAUCGAGGGUGGAGUUGUCGCGCACGAUGCGCUCGCCUGCAUCGACGGCCUGCUCAGAUACAACCAGUCCAAUCAGAGCUAUAUGCGUAAUAGCCCACUGCCGCCCAUCUUGCUGUCGAUUCUCGGGUUCCCGCCCGCACUUCCCCACGAUCAGUCGCCGCCGCAGGGCUUCGCCUUGCAGCUAUGGGACGUCCCGCAGAAGCGCACGAACACUGCAAUGGCGGUCGGCAUCGUCGGACUUCUCGCCAGGAGCGGAGGGGGCAAUAUGGCUGACCCUUUGGCAUUCGCCUUCAGCCGUUGUCUCAUUGAGAUAGGUCUUGCGUCCAACUUCCCGACGUCAAUCAAGACUCAGGCGCUGCGUAUCCUACCCAGCAACUUGAGUAGCUUCCCCUUUGGGCAGAUGAUGAUGACCCCAUACGUGCCCGUACCGGAGACGAACGGCGAAGAGUGGGACCGCUUAGAGCCGGCAUCUGCCCUGGACAUCUUGGUCGAGCUCAUCCUCCAUGGCGAGUACAAUGGCAUCCUUGAGGGCGAACGCCGGACGAAGGAGGUUUUGGAACUAAGGGCUGCUGCGCUUGGCGUGUUCCAGAACUUCGUCCAACGAGAAGAAAUUGCGGAGGCGAUCGUGCAGGGGAUGGCUUCGCCGCCAGAAUCCGCACCUGCCACACCCCUCCUAGAUGCGCUCACCGCGGCACACACCACGCCCCUCCGCAUAAGCACCGUGACGGCGACACACAUGGCGUGUCUGCUCUUCUCGCAUCUCUUGCGCGCGUCCACGCACGCCAAGACCCUCGCGCGCUCCAUCGUCCCCCCAAGCGCAUUCUCUGCGCGCGCGGGUGGCAGCUUCUUCGUUCCUGCGGACGGUGGCGCGCCACCGCCACCACCGGAGGAGGAGCCUGAGCAGGAGGAACCGCAGACGCUGCUGCAAAUUCUGAGCGAGCAUCUGUCACUGGCGUUCCUCUCCCGCAGCCGUGAGGACACCUCGGAUCGGGAGGCGAGGGAGUGGGAUCGGUUGUUGGUAGGCUAUUUGACGCUGCUGUCACAGUGGCUGUGGGAGGACCCGCAGGCGACGAGACAGUUCUUGGAGGCGGGUGCAUUGGGGAUCCUUGUAGAGCCCAUCAACCAGAUGUCGGAGACGGACACGCUCGUCCCUGCGUUGUGCGUCUUCCUGCUCGGCGUUUGCUAUGAAUUCAACCGGGAGCCCGGUGAGAUCACACGCUCGACGAUCCACUCGAUCCUGACCCGCCUCGGAGUCGACAUGCUCGUCGGACGCGUCAUCCGCCUGCGGGAAGACGACCGCUUCAAGGCGAUCGGGCCCGAUACGCUCGUCCUCACGCCUCCCAGCGCGCCGUCGCACCUCCAGGCGGGGCCCGCGGCAAAGCCCGAGGUCGAGGAGGGCGAGAUGUGGUUCGAUUGGGCGUUCGUCGACUUCUGGAAGUCGAAUUAUUAUACGGUGCAGAAGGGGUUGCAUGCGGAUCCCAACUCGUUGUCGUCCUCACCAGGCAUGGGCGAGACAGCCAUGCUCGUCGCCUCCCUCAAAGACGUUAUCCGCAACCAGGCGAAAGAGAUCGAUACCCUCCGUGCACAACUUCAGGAGCUCACUGCCGAAGCCCAGAAACCCGACGAGAGCGAGGCAUUGCGCGCAGAGGCUGCGCGGCUCGCGGAGGAGGCGCGCGCCGUGGAGGAGAAGCAGCGCGAGGUGGAGAAGGAGCAAGAGGACCUGUUGGUGCUCCUGGACGAACUGAACAGUAAGCGGAGGCGAGACAAGCAGCGGAUGCGGGAGGCCGCGAUGGAAGUGUCGGAGGACGAGGGGGACGAUGAAGAGGAGGAAGAGGAAGAGUAAUCUCGACCGAAGCUGUUCCGUUGUGGAUUGUGUCUGCUGUUGCAUAUAUAUGGGACUUAUGAGCAGGUACGGACCCGGGGCUCGGAAGUUAGCUGAGUAAGUAUGCCCACGGGCCACCAGUGCCAGCCGGAGUCUAAAUUGUAGUCUGUUGUACUGCACGCACACUGCAGGGCCAAAGCAGCCCGCUGAGCACAAAA